CUUGGCCUCAGCAGAGGCGGCGGCGACACCUUUAGCCCGCGCUGACCUCUCGGCGCGAGCGAGGCGACCCCAAUGCGCCCUUGCCCCAUUGUUCAUCACCAGUGAGACGUCCAGGUUGCCGCUCCCAAGACGUAUAUCGAGCAGCGAGGUUAUAUAUAAAGCGGACCGCGCUCGGUAGCCUCUUGCACAUUCAUGAACGGCUACUGAUCCGGAGUGUCGCCGCCGCACUCUGUGCCAGUGCACCCCCAUCCUCAUUCGUGCCCGGAGCCUCUCCGUGCAUCGACGAGUCAUGUGAAUAUCGUCCCUGGAUGCCGCUGGCCGACGACGAGGAGUCUCGAUGGCUUUCUUCUGGCUACCGGUUGGGUUCGUGUGCAUGGCGUUGGUUCAGCACGCACAUGGUGGCCAGCAACGUCAGCCAUCGCCAUUCGAGAUGUCGAGCGGCGUCAACAAGAACCAGCUGGACCUGGCCAAGGAGCUGCUACGCCUUUUCAACCUUCACCACGUGCUUGCGUCCAUGAACGUUUCUCACAGUGUGCGAGUAGGCUCGGGUAACGAAGGCUCCUCUUUCGUGCCCUCGAACCCAUAUUGGAUUCUUAUGAACCAUACGCAGCGACGGCAGCCAGUCCGGCCAAGUUUCGUGCCUACGGCGGUAAACAAAACUAGUGCAUUUAGGCCAACAGGACACUUUGUUAAGGUCAUCUCUACUACCGGCAAGAGAAACUACACUCAAAGCAAAACACCCAGACCUUCUCCUGCAGUCACAGCACUGGUACCUGAAAAAUCUCCGUCGUCUGGCUACAACCUCAAUUUAACAGCUUCAAAGGCUCUUCAAACGAAAAAUCAGAGUUUCGUUGCACCGUUGCCUAUGGAGAAAUUCACAUUCGAAGAUGCUCCUAAAAGCAGGCCUCUCUUGCGCACACUUCAAAAGGAAUCACUGACUAAGAAGAUCGAGCGGGCCAAGACGUCGUCUUUUUCAGCUGGGAGUAUGCACAGUGGCCCAAAAACUAAAAUAAGAAGCACCGAGAUCGAUGGCGAAGCCGCCUCUUCAGAUUUCAAGCUGCAGCCCGCCAUGAGAAUCAUAACGUCUCCGAGUAGCAGCGUCAAGCACGAAAUACCGGUAGCCUUUAACCACGCUUUUAUUGUUCUGGGCCAGCCUGUGGAAAGAAAGAAGGCGCUGGCAUCCGAUUACGAAGUGUCGGUCCUCGGAGCCGUUCUGGGAGACCUCAUUGACCAGUCUGAACCAGCUCACAAGCGUAACAGGACACGACAGUACAAACAUGUGUUCAAUAUUGGAGACAAGCCAGUGAUUCAGAUCACUGAGGUAUCAAACACACAUUCAGAGCAAAUACCGAAAACGAGCAGCUCUGCUGUUGGCGAAGAUGUCACUAGUAGGUCAGCUGUUUACAAGCACUGGUCGAGCCCUCGGACACCCGUCUAUAAAAAAGGUUCCGUGACUGAUGUGCGCGCUGUGGCCCACUCAUCACCUCGCAAGAACGAAGAACAUCAAUUUGAGCAGCCCUCAAAUAAGCUCAUCUCACCGAGAAUUGGGGAAAUUACUCUUGGCGCUAGUGCCUCUGAGCUACAGACAACGUACAAAGCACCUCGUCCAUUUCCGUCAACUCCCCUUUCCUACCAUUCUUCAAGGCACGGAAGUUUUGCCGCACGAAUGUUCAACGCGAGGAAUGAACAGGGCGCCUCAUCGUCGGGGGUUCAGUGGAUUCCGCUCAAGAAAAAACUUGUGAAACGAGAUGUGCCUUCCAAAACUGAGACCAAAGCCGAUGCUAAAGCACAAAACGCAAGUGCGCCCCUGAGUGCUCUUCUCGAUGACACUAAUACGAUAAAGCCUGGCAAAAAAUGGCGCGGAAUUCUCAAGCCAAGGUUUUACGAGACGGUGAACCUCACCGUGCCACAAUUGCUACCAGGAGUCAUUUUCACACCCGAUAUACGCGGCACCCCGAUUUCUUCCAUAUCGCCUUUCGACGAGGCUCCCAUCGGGAGCGUCCACCGAGUUGUGACGAUUUACGGGAAGAAGACCAACCAGAAGCCGUUGUCCCCUGUCACAGUCGUCGUAGCUGAAGGCUCGCAGCCAUCCUCAACUGUAAUGCAGCAGACAUCGAUAGUGAAGCGGCGACACGACGAACCAGAUCCGCCGAAACCCAAGUACCUCCACGGCCUGUCGGACAAGUAUGGCGAGCGGCCACCUCCUCCAGGUCGCAAGGACGACUACCUUCUCCACAAGGGGCCCAAGGGCUUCCGAGGAGAUGGCGAAGGCAGGAGGCCGCCUCUUGGCGGCGGUCGCCACCCACCUUCCUUGGAGCCCAAGUUCGAUCCUGAGUUCGAAAGGUCACGUUUCUUGAAGCCACCGCCCUUGUUCCCGGAAAGGGACCGACCGCCACACCACGGACGCCAUCCGGACGAUCACCCUCGUCACCGAGAUGGUCCACCGUACGGAGGGUAUGGAAACAGGCAUCCAGACAGGGGGCACUACGGAAAUGGCGAGCAUCCUGAUCGUCCCGUAAAAAGACUGCCACCGUAUCACGACGUGCCGGACAGGAGCGAGGGCCUGCCGCCUAAGGAGGACGGCGAAUUCGAAGAGGACCUCGACCCGUCGCGUUUCGAUGACUACGAGGCCUGGAGGCACCUAACGAGGCCACCGCUGCCAGCCGGCGGCUUCACACCACCCUUUAUGCCUGGCUACGGUGCCUAUCCUCCGUUUCGUGGCUCUCCUUUCCAAGGCGGUGGCCCGCCUUUCCAGGGCGGUGGCCCGCCAUUCCAGGGUGGUGGCCCGCCAUUCCAGGGUGGUGGCCCCCCUUUCCUGGGCGGUCCAGGUAUCGGCACCAUUCUGCCCGGAAAGAAGAUGGAAAAGUUCAAGUAUCUUCUCAAGGGCGGUUUUCGAGGUGCGGGGGGCCUUCGACCUUCAUUUUUCGGGACACCGCAAGGCUGGUACUGCCCGUGCAAUUACUACCCUCCAGCGGGACGUUUCGUCACUGCAGGCUAUCCUGGCUUCUGGGGACCAAUGCGUGGAGAUUAAGUCAAUUUUGUCCCCAACAUAUCCUGUCCUUCAAUAUCCACUUGUCUGUCCCGCAGGAAUUUUGUCUGUCAUCAGUGCAUACGCAGGCGAGCACAGUAAAAAAGUGAAAGUGUCUACUGGUGUUCAAGACAACGGAGGGCAUUUUUCCUCAUCACAGCCAUCUGCAGCAAUAAAGCGCAGUCAUUUCCACCCUUUCAUGCAUUCCACAACGCGCUGACAUAUCGUCCACGUGGGGUUUCUGAAAUUAAUGCCAGAAAUCAUGCUUAUUCACAUCAGACAUUCCGCCUUGUGGGCAAAGUGAACACGCAGCUGUUUGUGCCCUGCGUUUGUGGAAACUCGUGUGAAUAAAGGUCACAAG
Molecule: messenger RNA, 3389 nt
Organism: Dermacentor silvarum
Lineage: Eukaryota; Metazoa; Arthropoda; Arachnida; Ixodida; Ixodidae
Exons: 2
Coding region: 338-3031 (897 amino acids)
Source: RefSeq, a predicted model, not a curated record